This is a messenger RNA of Puma concolor (puma), 900 nucleotides long. NCBI's taxonomy places the organism in Eukaryota, Metazoa, Chordata, Mammalia, Carnivora, Felidae. The record is from RefSeq and is a predicted model, not a curated record.
AUGGCUUGUAUUGAAAAUGUCCUUGGAGGGCAUGCCCCUUCACCCAGAGGAGUAGUUGCAGAAGAGUGUGGGAUCCGGGAGCCACGCCCUGACGACAUGUCCCUCCAGUGUCCGAGUUCUCUGCCGAAAGAUGAUGCAGAACCUUUGGGCCACCGUCGUGUCCUGCUGAGACCUCCCCUUAAUGUGCUGACCGACCUGGCAAGAGAGCAGCUGGAGCACCCCUUCCACAUCGCCGGAGCCUGCAUUCCUGUCGACAGUUCGAGAUCUCACAAACACCCCUGUGGGUCACCACCUGCUGUUGCGGAAGAGUCCUUAGCAACAGCAGAAGUAAAUAGCUCUGAGGGGCUGGCAGGCUGGAGGCUUAGGGAAGAGGAUUCUAUUAAUGUGUCCCAGGAUUUCUCUGGCAGCACUCCCUCACUGAUGAUAGGGGGCGCAAGAGUCAGCAGUGGGGGCACUGAGAGAGGUGGCAAUAAUGCGAGGUUAUACGUGGCUUUGCCACAAGGUCAGGGGUUCUUUCCAUCUAGGGGUCCACAAGUAAGAGACCCCCUUCAUAUCCCCACCGUUAGAUCAGGGGUGAUAAUGGAGUUGCCUUCAGGAAAUACGAGAAUGACUGGGAAAGAAAGGCUGGCUCAUGUUUCUUUCCCACCAGGAGGCCUGCGGCACCCUGUGGAGAACUGGCCAAGGCCUCUCCCAUUGUCUUCCAGUACUCCAGGUUUACCUUCUCGUCCUACUGCUCAUUGCUUUAUACCUCCACGACCUCCAAGUUUCAGUCCAUUUCUUGCUAUGCCUAUUGCUUUUGCCCCACCCCCAAUAUUUGGUCCUCCACUGCCUUCUUAUUUUGCCAAUUUUCCUUCCUGGGGUAUGCCGGCUCCUGCACCCUCAAACAGAGAGAACAACUGA